Molecule: messenger RNA, 1518 nt
Organism: Panicum virgatum (switchgrass)
Lineage: Eukaryota; Viridiplantae; Streptophyta; Magnoliopsida; Poales; Poaceae
Exons: 2
Coding region: 427-1275 (282 amino acids)
Source: RefSeq, a predicted model, not a curated record
CUUGUUUCUCUCUCUAGCUGAGAGACGCAGGGAGCCCCGCCGGUGACCGCUCCGGUCCCGGCGGCCACCACCUCCGUUGGCGGCAAUCCCGCCCCCCGGCACCACUCGCCACCCUCCCACCCCUUCACCGGCGACGAUGGACGACUCGCUGCCCCCUCCCUCGCGCCGGGAUGGGAAAUCACUGGCCAAGUACAGCCCGUGGGGGGGUCCCGGCCCCUCAACCCCGCAGCUACUCCGUUCGUUCCCUCUCUCGGGGCUGGAACAUCGCGGUCGCCGGACGGCCCCUGCUUCAGCAUCCCUUCUUCGAUCUCCGAUGGCGAAGAGGAGGUGCUCUGGUCGACCCCGCGCCCUACCUCCAAGGGUAAGGAACCACUGGUCGUCGAGGACUUGGAUGUCCCUCCUCGGGUGGCUUCCCCGCGGGGUUUCAUGGCGGAUGCUCGCCGGGUCGCACCACCUCCAGCGCGCUCUCUGCGUUUCACUCACGCCCCCCCACCUGUGGAUCGCUCGGGCGUCGGUCUGGUUCCGCGUCCUGGCCCUGCUCGUCCGCUGUUGGUCGACGCCGCCGUGCUCGUGGCGUUCCUAGCGCCACUCGGCGUCCGGCAGCACCGCCUCGCCGUCCGGUCCCAGCGGACCUCGUCGGCCGCUGCUUCAACUGCUUGUCCUUCGACCAUGUCGCGGCGCAUUGCCGUAAUCCCUCUCGCUGCCUUCGCUGCGAGGAGGUUGGGCAUUCCGCCAAGAACUGCAAGAGAUCUCGGCGGGACGCGCCGCUGGCCUGUGGUCGUGGGCAACCGGUUCGUCGUCCUGCUCGGGCUCCUGACGCCGCGGCGGCGCGCAACAACCUGCGUGCGUGGCAUUCCGCUGCCUCCGCUUCCACGGCUUCGUCGGCAUCGGGCUCUACUGGUCGCUCCUACUCCGGCCCCUCCUCAAUCUGCGCGGCUUCUCCUGCUCGAGAGGAACGGCGUCCGGAGGAUAUGCCGGUCGUUCCUGACCCUGACCUCCUCGUCGAGCAGGAACCUCCGAGCCCCCCACCAGCCGGUCAUCCGUCCAGAUGCCCGGCGAUCCGUUCUUGCGUGCUGCCACGCGACGGUCACCUUCAGGCGCGUGAGGACCACCUCGCCAGUCACGCUCUGGUCGUCCUGGUGGUCGGCACUCGGCCGCGCUGCCCGUUCUGGAGCUGGUUCUUCAAGGUACACCGACCCCAAGGGAAGACUUGGUCCUGCAGUUCAAGAGGUGGCACAGGCAUGCCACCGCCGAAGCCGAUUCCAUGAAGUUUAGGGUCUUGGUCGAGCUCAGUGGAAUCCCUUCUCAUGCCUGGUCGGCUGCCACUGCUUGGAAGGUGUUGGGGGAUUUUUGUGCUUGCCCGGAGCUUACGCCAUCCACCGUUGCUCGUACUGAUCUUCGGCGUUUUCACGCCGUUACUUGGUGCUCCGAUCCGGAUCUCAUCCCCAAUGUCACAUUUCUGAGGAUCCCUGAAAUGAGAGACCCCAAUGCGGGCGCGGAGCUGUUCUUGCGUCCCCA